AUCCUAGUUUGAUUUGUUUUACUCUCAAAAUCUAAAAAACAAAGAAAAGUCUAAAAAUCCCAAUUAAAAUAGUAUUCUGAAGAAUCAAGAACAGAAUUUAUUACAUAUAAAUAAAUAUAAACCAUCCCCUGCCACCCGCCAUCUCAUGUACAUCACAUCACAUCCAACUAAAUUCUAGAGCUUGAAUUAUUCUUCUGGAAAUUCAAGCAUGGGGCAAAAAGAAAGCUGUCAUCCAUUGUUGAAAGGACCCAAAAAGAAUCCAAAAACUAAGUACAGCCAUGGAUUUUCUUCUGGUCAGAUCCAAUCUUUAUCUGCUUUUUGUGAAGCUCUUAUUCCUCCACUGUCAGCUAAUAAUGUCAGCACUGAAAUUCCAUUAGAUAAGCACAAAUCUGUUCUUUCUUUCUAUGAAGCUUCUGGGUCUGACUCUACAAUUCCUGAUGAGGUGGCAGAGUUAAUAGCUCGAAGAGGCUUAAAAGAACUGGUUUUGCUGGUGAAAUUGCUUCUAAAGAUUCUAUCUUUCAGAUUGGGUACAUUGCUACUCUGUGGUUUUAUGUGUUUGGAUUGGAAUUGGCCGUUCAUCCACAAUUUCUCUGAAAUUUCUUUACCAAAAAGAGAGCAGAUUAUCAAAAAAUGGAAAACUCAGAAAUAUUUUUUUCCUCUAAGGGUGUUUUUUGUGGCCAUCAAAAUUUUCUGCUUAUACGUCUUCUUUGCCAGGACUGAUGAAAAUUUAACAAAUCCAGCAUGGGAAGCAAUUGGAUACCAAAAAGACACUAGAGAAAAAAAGUUGAGGAAACCUGGAGAGGAGAGACCUCUUGAGAAAGGGAUCAUAGAACUUGGAAAGGAAGAUGAUUCAACUCUUGUCGAUUCUCUUAUCCGAAAAGGUCUCCAAGUCACAGAAGAUGUAGAAAACAAUACCUAUAAGAUCAAAUGUGAUGUCGUAAUUGUCGGUUCUGGUUGCGGUGGAGGGGUUGCAGCUGCAGUUCUUGCAAGUUCUGGCUUGAAAGUGCUCGUCCUAGAGAAAGGAAAUUACUUUGUACCAGAAGAUUAUUCUUCAUUAGAAGGUCCUUCCAUGGAGGAAAUGUACGAGUCUGGCGGAAUUCUCACUACUAUCAAUGCGAAAAUCAUGAUCUUAGCUGGAUCAACAGUUGGUGGAGGCUCAGCUAUAAAUUGGUCUGCUAGUAUAAGGACGCCGGAUAAUGUUCUUAAAGAUUGGUGUGUGGAUCAUAAGAUUCCACUUUAUGGAAGCCCUGACUAUAUAAAUGCAAUGGAUGUUGUGAAUAAGAGACUUGGUGUAACCGAUGCUUGUUCCGAAGAAGGAUUUCAGAAUCAAGUUCUUCGCAAAGGAUGUGAGAAUCUUGGCUUGAAAGUUGAAUCAGUUGCGAGAAAUUCCUCUGCUGAUCAUUAUUGCGGUUCAUGCUGCUAUGGCUGUAGAACAGGAGAUAAGAAAGGCACUGAAUCUACGUGGCUAGUCGACGCUGUAGGCUGUGGUGCCGUGAUUCUAACAGGAAGUAAAGCUGAGAAAUUCCUUUUGGAGGAUGAUCAUAGUGGAACGAGUAGGAAAAGAUGCAAAGGAGUGAUUGCUAGAGCUUUAAAUAAAAAUGUCACUAAAAAGCUGCAAAUCGAGGCUAGAGCAACGGUUUCAGCGUGCGGUUCUCUCUUGACGCCUCCGCUAAUGAUCUCUAGCGGAUUGGUGAAUUCAAAUAUCGGCAGGAACCUUCAUCUGCAUCCGGUUAUAAUGGCUUGGGGAUACUUUCCGGAUAAUAAUUCGGAUCUCAAAGGCAAAAUGUACGAGGGAGGACUUAUCACAUCAAUCCACAAAGUGAUCUCUGAUGAGUCUACCGUUCGUGCCAUUAUAGAAACUCCAGCGCUCGGGCCAGCUUCAUUUGCAGCAUUAUCUCCAUGGGUUUCAGGACAGGAGUUCAAGGACAAGAUGCUGAAGUACCCGAGAACUGCCCAUCUGUUUGCAUUAAUCAGAGACCAAGGCUCAGGAGAAGUGAAAGUUGAGGGUAGAAUUAAGCACCGACCAAACCAGUUCGAUAAUGAAAAUCUCAGAGUUGGCUUGCGGCAAGCUUUAAGAAUAUUAGUUGGUGCUGGAGCUGUAGAAGUAGGCACUUAUCGUAGCGACGGCCAAAAGUUCGGAUGUAAAGGUAUCACGGAGAAGGAUUUAGAGGAGUUUCUCGACACAGUGACGGUAUCAGAGGGGAUAAAAUCGAAGGAAGGGUACUGGAACAUGCUGUUUUCGGCACAUCAGAUGAGUAGUUGCAGAAUGGGAGCAACAGAGGAGGAUGGUGCAGUUGAUGAAAAUGGAGAAAGCUGGGAGGCUAAGGACUUGUUUGUGUGUGAUGGAAGUAUUCUACCAACUGCAGUUGGGGUGAAUCCUAUGAUCACAAUCCAGUCCACUGCAUACUGCAUUUCCAAGAAAAUAGCUGAAUCCCUGAAGAACUAAUCAGAGAUUUUAGUAGCUCUUUUAUAAUUUAUUGAUUCAUUUGUAAUGAUAUAAACAAGUAUAGGUAAAUUUCAUUCUCUUCCCUCUAUAUCAUGUUUCUGAGAAAUAUGAGUCAUUGUUAAUUGUCAUGCAAUAAAUAAAUAAAAGGGUAUGAGUUAUUUUAA
Mercurialis annua (annual mercury) is the source of this 2610-nucleotide messenger RNA. Its product is annotated as long-chain-alcohol oxidase FAO2-like. Lineage: Eukaryota; Viridiplantae; Streptophyta; Magnoliopsida; Malpighiales; Euphorbiaceae. Bases 209 to 2446 code for a protein of 745 amino acids. The transcript has 4 exons. Gene Ontology annotation, molecular function: long-chain-alcohol oxidase activity; flavin adenine dinucleotide binding. The record is from RefSeq and is a predicted model, not a curated record.